Molecule: messenger RNA, 2625 nt
Organism: Echinostoma caproni
Lineage: Eukaryota; Metazoa; Platyhelminthes; Trematoda; Plagiorchiida; Echinostomatidae
Source: the annotation of a GenBank genome assembly
AUGGAUGUGGAUUAUCCGGAAAACUCGAUUUCCGAUUUUCAUGUAUUCGAAUUGCUUGGUCGAGGCGGAUUCGCUCAAGUCUAUCGAGCCAAAUCAGCAAUUACGGGACAGGAGGUGGCAAUAAAAAUGAUCGAUAAAAAGGGUAUGCUUCAGCAUGGACUUGCAAAUCGCGUGCGCCGUGAAGUGGAAAUUCACAGUCGAUUGAAGCAUCCUUCAAUCCUCGAGCUUUACACGUGCUUCGAGGACGCAAAUUACGUUUACUUGGUCCUCGAAAUUUGCCAUAAUGGCGAGUUGCAGACUUACAUUCGACAGAAUGGUCCGGUUAGUGAAGAUGUCGCUCGUCAUUACCUGAAACAGUUGAUCAGUGGCCUAUUAUAUCUUCAUUCGCACAAUAUUCUGCAUCGUGAUUUGACUUUGGCCAAUCUGCUUCUAACCAAGGAUAUGAAAGUGAAAAUUGCCGAUUUUGGACUGGCUACUAAGAUUGAACCAGGCGAGGACCAUAAAACUAUGUGUGGCACACCGAACUAUAUUUCUCCCGAAGUGGCCAGUCAUGGUCCGCAAGGUUUGGAAACUGAUGUUUGGUCCCUCGGUUGCAUGUUCUACACACUCAUUGUCGGUCGCCCUCCAUUUGACACUCGUGAGGUUCGCUCUACUUUAAAUCGUGUUUUGGCUGUGGAUUAUGAACUACCCGCUUCCUUAUCCCCUGAGGCCACUGAUCUAAUUGGUUGCCUACUCAAACGUCACCCUCAGGAGCGAAUCAAACUGCGCGCAAUUGCGCAACAUCCUUUCAUGUUAAAGAAGGCGAUCAAUCCUCGCGUUAUGGAAACGUCAAAUGAUAGCGGAAUUGAUUCAAUGGCUCGAACUCCUCUAGGCUGUUUGACAAAUAAUCUCACUCGCAGCUCUGCUGCUAAGUCAGUAACUUCAGCUGAUCAGCAUUCUAGACCGUCGCUGGGCCUCUUAUCGGCAGCUCUCUCUGAGGCACAGUGCCAGUCGUCCAGCACCCCCUAUUUUCAAACGUUUCCUCGUCGAUCUUCUCUAUCUGAUAAAAAUGGUUCCUUGGAUCCAGCUCCUCUGAGGUCUACGAAGAUUGAGUGCAACACGCUUCCUCGCACUGGCCCUUUUAGCCAUGGGGAAUCACACCAGGACAGUUGCUCCCGAAAUCCUGCUACACGUGAUCCACUCCCCCCGUGUCCUCCCACCCAAAAUCCGAAUCGCGGUCUAACCAGUUUGUCGGGCCUUUCCUUAUCCUCCUGGUCUCGUCCCACCGGCGCAACUGAGACAGUCACGGUACAACCGAAGCCUGAUCUGCCACGGCCCAGUUCACGUGAUUCAUGUCGAAGACCUGUUGGGGUUCGCUCUCGUACCGGUUCUACCGGAAAACCGAAUGAACGCAGACCAAGCCCGCUAAAUUGUCGGCGUUUACGUCCAAUGAGAACGUAUACCAAAUUAGCAGUAAUCAAUUUGUUAGACGACGAGUCAGUCUGUGUUGAAUUUCUUCGUGGGGGCCCUGGAAAACCCAAAUCCGAUGAUUUGUCUUCCUCGGAGGGGGAUCGGCAACAGGUCGUCGUUGAAGUGAUGGGAGUCGAUCGCACAGGUACCCAGAUUGUAGUCUAUCUGCCAGGAACAGCAAAUCACGGUGUGGCAUUAGAUACACGAGGUUUGUUUGAGGCUUCUCCGUCGUCAGAACCUCCCGUUUCCGUGGACCAAUGCGGUGGACCACCUCGGGCCCGACCAGGAGACCAUGUAUCUUUAUUCUCAUUGGAUACAUUGCCGGAGAAGUAUUGGAAAAAGUACCAGUUUGUAUCCAAGUUUGUGGCUAUGGUUCGCGCCCAUACACCUAAAAUUACCAUGUACACUCAACGAGCAAAGUGCAUGCUUAUGGAAAACGGUCCACAGGCUGACUUUCUCGCUGAGUUCUAUGACGAUCAGACACGAAUAGCUUGCGCAGGAGACGGUUCUAUUCGAAUAACUCAAUCUGAUCCUGGUUCAUCUAAGCCCGUAUCUGUCACAUUGGAUUCCAAUCGAAGUCUUUCUGCAUUAGCUCCGGCCACGCGAGCGCUUCUGGAUUAUGUUUACGAGCAACGGGACCGGUGUCGAAAAAUCGAAGAAUUACUAUCUGCUUCCACUGAUCAGACUCAACUUAGUUCGUUUCCGGCCAUUAUUGGCAGACGACCCAAGUCUACCGGCCUUCCGGCUUCCAAUUCGAUUCCGGCUGUGACCUCACAAACACACUCCAGCAUGGUCAAUAUUGGAUCAGCUCUAGUUGAUCUGCCGGCAACCCUACUUGGUUUGAUCUCAUCGUGUUUAACAGCCAAUCCGAGAUGUUCCCAUAUUUCUUCCCCGUCGAAUCGGCCGGUUUUCGUUCCAAACGUGGGUUGGGCUGACCAGCGUUCAUCGGAUGAAUUACAAGUCCAAUUCAAUGAUGGUGCUCAAUUAUUACUCAGCUACGACCGGUCCCUAGUACGGUCAAUUCAUUUUAUUCCACCGCCUCAUUCAUCCGGGGUAGCUUGUCAGUCGACACGCCCGCAAAGGUACAGCACUUCAGAUACACUUCCAGACGAGGUUCAGCAACGACUUGAACUUAUGCCUUUAGUGAUUCAACAUCUGCGCAUGCACUCUAUAUGA